Messenger RNA from Rattus norvegicus (Norway rat), 2931 nucleotides. It is a transcript of the gene Mybphl, whose product is annotated as myosin binding protein H-like. The record is from RefSeq and is a predicted model, not a curated record. Gene Ontology annotation, cellular component: myofilament; sarcomere. Lineage: Eukaryota; Metazoa; Chordata; Mammalia; Rodentia; Muridae.
GUUCUAGUAUACAUAUUGAGGGAGCCCUAGUGUACACACACACACACACACACACACACACACACACACACGGUGGAGGGGAGAAAAGCCCCAGUACACACAUCCAUAGAGGGACAGAGAGAUUAUGGGGUGUCACUAGUCACAUAGCUAGCUGAUGACAGGGCUCCAGUGUAGCCAACUAGUCUGGCAGCAGAGGACUGACUGUCUCCGCUCCUCCCCUCCCCUCCCCUGUCCUUGGGGCUGGGACAGCAAAGGGAGAGCAGCAUGAAGACCAAGGUAUGGAGACCAGCUAUUCAGGAGUGUAGGAACAGCUCAAGGUGUGCCUGAGAGUUCAGUAGUCUUGGGACCUUACACCCUGUUGAAUGCACUGGAAGUCAGGAGCAGAGGUACCGCUCAGGUCUCCCCGCAAAGCCAGAAGUCCCUCUCAUAUACUCUGUUCUCAUGCUCUCCCCUCCCUCCUAAUGCUGUAGGGGUGUCAUCUCACUCCUAAGAUAACAGGGCCACCUCAGCCCUCCUCCUGUGGCUAUUCUGGGCUCCUCUGAUCCUCCUCUUCUCCUGGUCCCUACUUCUCCCUUCAGUGGGAGUAGGUGGGUGGGGAAAAGCCAGCCCACUUACAUAAGCCUGUGGCUGCGACCCCAGGGACACCAGCCUGGACAGCAGGUGCACAGCCCCUCCCUCACCAGCAGCAAAGAAAACUUUUAGCUGGACCCCGGCAUGGAGACAGCCACCACACUGGAGAUAGCUUCAUGCUCCCAGCGGCAGGUAGAAGAAGCUGCUGAUCCAGCGGAUGCUGAAGGACCCCAGACUACACGUCAACAGGAGGCAGGCAGCCCCUCUCUGCAGCUCCUGCCCUCUAUUGAAGAGCACCCCAAGAUCUGGCUACCUCGGGCCCUGAGGCAGACUUACAUCCGGAAGGUUGGGGAGACAGUGAAUCUACUAAUCCCAUUCCAGGGUAAGCCCAAACCUCAAACCAUCUGGACUCACAAUGGCUCUGCCCUGGACAACAGUCGUGUCAGCGUGCGGAACGGGGAGCACGACUCCAUUCUUUUCAUCAGAGAGGCCCAACGCACUGACUCAGGAUGCUACCAACUCUGUGUGCAGCUUGGUGGGCUGCAGGCCACUGCCACCAUCAACAUCCUGGUGAUUGAGAAGCCAGGUCCUCCUCAGAGUAUUAAGUUGGUGGAUGUUUGGGGCGCCAAUGCUACUCUGGAAUGGACACCUCCACAAGAUACGGGCAAUACAGCUCUCCUGGGAUACACGGUGCAGAAGGCUGACAAAAAAUCUGGGCUCUGGUUCACAGUCCUGGAGCGUUAUCACAGAACCAGCUGCAUCGUUUCUGACCUCAUUGUUGGCAACUCCUAUGCCUUCCGUGUCUUUGCCGAGAACCAGUGUGGGCUCAGUGACACGGCCCCUGUCACGGCUGAUCUUGCACACAUCCAGAAAGCAGCCACUGUCUACAAGGCCAAGGGGUUUGCCCAGCGGGACCUCUCGGAAGCCCCCAAGUUCACCCAGCCUCUGGCAGACUGCACUACCGUCACUGGCUAUGACACUCAGCUCUUCUGCUGUGUGCGUGCCUCUCCCAAGCCCAAGAUCAUCUGGCUAAAGAACAAGAUGGACCUGCAAGGCAACCCCAAGUACAGGGCCCUCAGUCAGCUGGGGAUCUGCUCCCUGGAGAUCCGCAAGCCUAGCCCCUUCGAUGGAGGCAUCUACACCUGCAAGGCCAUCAACGCUCUGGGGGAGGCAUCCGUGGACUGUCGGGUGGACGUUAAAGCUCCUCACUAAAGCUGUCUUAAGAAGACAGGAUAUCCGAGGAAGGGUUUCACAGUGCCUUAGUUGCACCGAAACUAACUCUGUAGGUCAGGCUGGCCUUGAACUCGGAGAUCCACCUGCCUCUGCUUUCUGAGUGCCAGGAUGAAAGGCCUGAGCUGCCACCACCAGCCACCUUUUGUUUUCUUUUAUUCUAACACUAUCAGCUCUGCAGAGAAAACUGGUAUAAAGUCUACUUUUGUCAUAUCCUGUGUGCAUCUAUGCAGGUCAGUGAUAGGAUUGAAACUCAAUAAUCCUCAGAGAAUGCGAGCUUCCCAGGGGGCUAUGUGGGAGGAGGGUCUCCCCCACCACAGGCCCACACUGUGGGUAGAGACAGGUCAGCUAAUCUCUCUACCUCCGUAUCACAGCAGGGUGAGAAACAAAACAGCUUGUUCAUAUUAAUUUUUUUUUUGCUUGCUCAUAUGCUUUUGAGUUUUAUGUGUCUCUUCCUGUUCGACAGAAGAAAAUCUUUUUUUUUUUUUUUUUGUUAAAUGUCAACAAUAAUUUAACAUUUGGGUAUGUGGUUCCCAAGCGGCUCAUCACUGGCAGAGGGCCACUUGGAUCGUUACCUAGGAUGCGGUAGUGGCUUCAAAUUCCCUGUCACUCACAGGAGAGAUGCUGCAUGCAAACCCUUGUGUAGGGUGAAAGAAAGGCCCCAGAGAGAAUGACAGAGACCUGGCUCCCAACAUUCCCUCUGACUUUCAGCUCCAGGCUGAAGAAAACUGAGCAUGAAUUUGAUCCCCGAAGCCAUUUAUUUAAACCCAUCAAUGAUAGCAAUGAAAACCCUGAAGGCUACAUUAAAUGCACUAACUUCUCAGGAGAGCGCUUGCUGCCAGCUGGCUCAUGGACACGUCUCUCCUUCCCCGCCUUCUGUCAAUACCACGUUAGGUCGGUGUUGAUUUUUACUUCUCCGUGGUUCCCUUCUGUCUCCCAGCAGUGAGUGUACAGCACUGGACUAUGAAGAGGGAUGGUCUUGGGACAACCCAGACAGAAUCUGUUUAUCUGUUUGUUGGCUAUAAUACACCCUCUCUUUUCAGAGUCUCUUGGGAGCCUGACUGACAAGACUGUGUUCUCAAGGAGCAUUAGCUGGCUUGACCUAGACUUAAUAAAUGUAUAGAUCCUCAA